This is a messenger RNA of Thamnophis sirtalis, 4939 nucleotides long. It is a transcript of the gene NETO1, whose product is annotated as neuropilin and tolloid like 1. The record is from RefSeq and is a predicted model, not a curated record. Gene Ontology annotation, molecular function: ionotropic glutamate receptor binding. Gene Ontology annotation, cellular component: postsynaptic density. Lineage: Eukaryota; Metazoa; Chordata; Lepidosauria; Squamata; Natricidae. Gene Ontology annotation, biological process: positive regulation of excitatory postsynaptic potential.
UGGGAGCGCCCUGUUGGCCGUUUCUCGUCGCCCGGAGUCCAGCUUUUGCGUCUCCUUCCUCCCUCGCCUUUCUUGGCCGGUUAUGCAGACUCCCGGUGGCUGCUGCGGCGGCGACCGCUACUAGCCCCCGAAGCUGGCUGCUCUGGAGCCGAGCGGUGGAAAUGGUCGCUCCUUGCCAAACGGCGGGGCGAGAGCGCGAGCGAGUGCAGAGGGGGACGUCGAGCUUCUGGGUUGAGUGUGUGCCACGCGCGUGGGCUAUCGGGCUGCUCGGCUCUCCACCGUGGAAGCCCUCCCGUCUCUAGAUGGAAUUAGUGGAGAGCGCAGCCCCUUGUGUAAGGAACAGACAUGAUCCAUGGACGCAGCUUGUUUCACAUUGUAGCAAGUUUUACCAUCCUACACUGGGCUGGGGCAACAAAAAAAGGAGCAGAAAAGCAAAGCAGUUCAGAAGGACAAAAGACAGUUCAGUGUGGAGUGUGGACAAAAUACGCAGAAGGAGGUAUUUUCACUUCCCCGAAUUAUCCCAACAAAUAUCCUCCUGACAGAGAAUGUGUCUAUAUUAUAGAAGCUGCCCCAAGACAAUGUAUUGAGUUGCACUUUGAUGAGAAAUAUUCCAUAGAGCCUUCUUGGGAGUGUAAAUUUGAUCAUAUUGAAGUGCGAGAUGGACCUUUUGGAUUUUCUCCAAUAAUUGGUCGUUUCUGUGGACAGCAAAAUCCACCUAAAAUAAAAUCCAGUGGCAGAUUCUUGUGGAUUAAAUUUUUUGCUGAUGGCGAACUUGAAUCUGUAGGAUUUUCUGCACAGUACAAUUUUACACGUGAUCCCGAAUUCAAGGAUCUCGGGGUUUUGAAACCAUUGCCAGUUUGUGAGUUUCAAAUGGGAGGAUCUGAAGGAAUUGUGGACUCGGUGCAGAUUGGAAAAGAAGGAAAAGCUUCUGAUUCUGAGGCUGUUGAUUGUAAAUGGUACAUCCGAGCACCACCACGAUCCAAGAUAUAUUUACGAUUCUUGGACUAUGAAAUGCAGAAUUCUAAUGAAUGCAAAAGGAACUUUGUGGCUGUCUAUGAUGGAAGUAGCUCAGUGGAGGAUUUAAAAGCAAAGUUUUGCAGUACUGUUGCUAAUGAUGUGAUGCUGCGUACAGGUCUUGGAGUAAUCCGUAUGUGGGCAGAUGAAGGCAGUCGAAAUAGCCGAUUCCAGAUGCUCUUCACAUCUUUCCAAGAACCCCCCUGUGAAGCCAACACAUUUUUUUGCCAUAGUAAUAUGUGUAUUAAUAAUACAUUAGUCUGCAAUGGACUCCAGAACUGUGUAUAUCCAUGGGAUGAAAAUCACUGCAAAGAAAAGACAAAAGCCAGCCUGUGGGACCAGCUUACAAAUACCAGUGGGACAAUCAUUGGGGUGACUUCUUGCAUUGUGAUCCUCCUUAUCAUUAUCUCUGUUAUAGUCCAGAUCAAACAGCCGCGUAAAAGAUUUGUCCAGAAGAAAGCAGACUUUGAUCAAACAGUGUUCCAAGAGGUCUUUGAGCCUCCUCAUUAUGAGUUAUGUACUCUCAGAGGGACAGGAACCUCCGUGGACCUUGCAGAUAUUGCAGAUGACUUUGAAAAUUAUCAUAAACUCCGUAGAUCAUCUUCAAAAUGCAUUCAUGACCACCACUGUGGAUCACAAUUAUCUAGCACUAAGGGCAGCCAUAGUAAUCUUAGCACAAGAGAUACGCCAAUCUUGACAGAAAUUCAACCCCAGCCUGCAAAGCCCCUUAUCCAGCCUAUGAACAGAAGAAACAUCCUUGUCAUGAAGCAUAGCUACUCACAGGAAGCUGCAGAUGUGUGUGAGAUAGAUGAAAUUGAAGAGGUACCAACUACGAGCCACAGGCUGUCCAGGCAUGAUAAAGCUGUUCAGCGGUUCUGCCUCAUUGGGUCUCUAAACAAACAUGAAUCUGAGUACAACACAACGAGGGUGUAACAGACAACUGAAGAUUGCUUCAGAAUAGUGCAUCCGGGGUGAUUUUGAAUAUACAACAGUGACUUACGAAAAUAUCAGCUCUGGAACUACAAGCUAGAAAUAUUCUGGACUCCAACGAACUACUAUGAUUUUGGGGUGGGGGUAGGGGAAUCAUCAGUCAAUAAUAAGCAAAAUUAAUGAAUGGCAAUAAGACCCUUAUUACUAUCAUUUAUUGUAAUCAUAUUUUUCUUUUAUAUUGUUAUUUAUUUUGUUAUUUGAUUACAAAAAAAGUUAUCCACUUUCAGGAACAAAUGAUUAAAUCAGGUAUUUAUGAAUUCAUAACCACUUCAACAGAAGUAUCAGUUGAAAACAUAUCUAAUGAUGUGGCAGAAGGUCACGCUGAGAAAUUGAUCUGCAUGUAUGUUGCUGAAUAUUUCAAUCGGCAAAAAAAAUGUUUGAGAUUCAUUGUAAAAAGCAUGCAUUCAUACUUAAUACUAUUCCAAUCCAUUUCUUUGUGUCAUAUGCUUGCUAAUUGUAAGUUUUUAUAUAAUGAUACAUAAAACAAUGUAUAAUAAUUUCUUAAACUGAGUUUUGCAGUAGUCUUUUAUUUAUACAAGCAGUUAAGUAAGGAUUUAUAGUACAUUCGCUGGGUCACAUCUCAAUGAUGAAUCAUUUUUAGUAGCUGAAAUUCUGAAAGUCAUCUAGAACAGAGGUCUCCAAACUUGACAACUUUAAGACUUGUGGAUUUCUAUUCCCAGAAUUCCCCAGUCAGUAUACAAGUCUCAAAGUUGCCAUGUUUGAACACCCCUCACCUAAGAAGGGAAUGAAGCAAGUGUGAAUAAAUACUAAACUUUAUCUUUAAUUUCUCCCCAAAACCAAGUUAGAUGAGAUUUCUACAGUAUCUUUGUUUGCUUGUUAUUUUAAAGACUAUUGCACACAGUACUUUCUGAUAGAUUACAUUAGGAAUAAUGUAUAAUGUCAAAUACGGUAAGCCUUGUUCCUUAUGAAUUACAGAAGUCACAUGUCAUUUGCUAAACAUUUCUAUCUCAUUGUCUCAGUGUUGAAAAACAAUGUUGCUAGGACUUUUAUUUAACCACCCCAAAUGUCACAUAAGAAGCUCUUUAUUCACUUUAUCAAUGUGACAUAUUAUCUGAAAUAUUGAAAGCUCAAAAGCUGAAGUUCACAGAUGUUGAAAUUUCAGAAUCAUUGUGGUGUUGAAGGAUGCACACAGAUGGGUGACAGCUGUCAGAUUCAAAUUAAAACUGAUGGUAAACUAUCAAAUAUUGUAAAUUGCUAAAUGUAGUCCAGUGUUGAAAGUUAUUAUAGAUUGAUUGCAAUUAUUUAAUAUUUGUAAUUUUUUAAAGUAAAUUUCUAUUACCUCGAAUAGCAUAUUUUUUAAUGCGUACUUUGGAGUAACUACUUUUAUAAACAAAGCAGUUGACUAAAAAGUGUUUCCCUCAUUGGCCUCAAAGAACAAACAGAAGGCAUUCAAAAUAACUUUAAAAAUAUAUAUUCACAAACAAAUCUCAUGAUAUUCAUUGGCACUUAAUCUCAAAGUCUGUGACAUGUGAUUACACUUCCAGUAUAGAGUAGGAAUUACACUGGAAGAGGAAAGAAUGGAUAUAUUUGUGUGUAUUUAUGUAAAUUUUAUUAGCAGUAACAUUGACUUAAGUUUUGAAGCUUCUACUGCAAAGAAACCCCUCUUUUAAAUAGUCAAUUUGCUUGCAUUUAAAUUGAAUAUUGCAUAGAUCGGUGAAGUGGGGAGUUAUGGAAUUGCUGGUAAUCUUGGAAUAAUACUGAAGUGCACUUUAUAUUUCUGAUGGACUGUGGUGAUCACUAUUCAGUGUUUAAAAUGUAUGGCCUCAUGUAUAACAAGUCUUUGAUGCUAUGUCAUAUCAUGAAAGAUGGCUACAAUGUGAAGAGUUUCCUUAAGUUUGAUUUGAUUAAACCAAGCUCUCAUUGUAACAAGAACAAACAACAAACUCAUUUCAUCAAUGCUCCUCUAAUUCGCUCUGGCUUCUCAAAAAUCAGAGGAACUUUUUAAUCAUUCAGAACAUUGCCAAGGCAAAGCAACAAGAAGUCUUUGAGAAAAAGGAGCCAGAUGGGUUAUCCUUUAAUCAAUUAAAGAAAGAGAAAGUCUAUUGUCUCUUGGACUGCCGGGUAGCCUAGUCAAGAAUUUAAAUGAAGAUGUUUAAGUAUGGUAAGUAGUUUCAUCCAUGCUCAUGCAUGUUUGUGCACUUUUUUGUGGUGAGGGCUAACUUGACAAUGAAUGUUUAAACCCCAUGGAAUUGUUUACAAAAACUUUGAUUUUAUUUGAGAAAAAAAUAAUGUCUCAUGUAACUGUCUGGAGAAAACAUGUUUUCAUUAUGAUGCAUUUACAUGCCAACAGUAUCUCAGAUUAAAAAUACCUUUAUAUAAACAAAAGCCUUCUAUAGUUAACUAGUUGCUGAUUAUUGGUUAAAACUGCGUAAACAGAUGAACCAUCUGUAAAUAUAAGAAGAACCUCUUCUUUGUUAUCAGUUAGGAUAAUAUUAAAGCAGCUAGCCAUAUCGUCCUGUGGGAUGGUAUCUCACACAGAUCAGUUUUUCUGCAUCCAUCUUCUGAGUUUUCUACUUCUCAUUUCCUUAGAACUUUCUAUGACUUUUGGAAGCUACUGAAAACCCAUACCUUUUGGUUUAACUAAACUUGCCCUGGUUUGGCACUUGGCUUCCAGCCUUGGCUGGAAGUAGAACCAUACUGACCUGCAAUGGAGAAUUGUGGAUAUAGACUUAGGUUACAGUUUACUCUCCCCUUCAGUUUGCACAGGCAUAGGGGGAUUGAAAUGCCUAAACUUGCAGUCUGGCCAUUCCAAUUCCACAUGCAAAGAUGUCUGUAUAAGCAGUGGUUUAGCUGUCUCUCAGAACUGACUCCCCAUCUGUGUAGUUUUGAAAGUCCCAGUUAGCAUGAUAAUCACAACCUUGUUUAGCUGAGCCAUGGUGGUGCAGUGGUUAGAAUGCACUAUUGCAGGCUAUUU